This is a messenger RNA of Alternaria arborescens, 279 nucleotides long. RefSeq lists its product as hypothetical. NCBI's taxonomy places the organism in Eukaryota, Fungi, Ascomycota, Dothideomycetes, Pleosporales, Pleosporaceae. The coding region runs from base 1 to 279 and encodes 92 amino acids. The transcript has a single exon. The record is from RefSeq and is a predicted model, not a curated record.
AUGUCGACCUCCUCCGCCUCCACUCCGCGCACCUCUUUCGAGUACCUUAAAUCGCCAGCUAAAGCCUCCUCGUCCUCUUCUCUAUCCAUCACAUCCUCAUCAGCAUCCACGUUGAGGGCUUCGAAGACAGCGCACAGCGUAUGGAGCUCUAUCAAAAGACAUGCGAAAGAACACCACGAGAGCGUCAACGCAGCUUAUGCUGCAUACUACGGUCGUGGUGGAAAUGCAACUGAGAGAGGACAAGAAGUUUGGGAAUACUGUAGGGUUAACAGGCAGUAG